AAUUUUGUCACAACCAGCAUCAAUGGCUGCGACAGGCAAAAUGCAGAAGGUGCAGCCUCUUUUACUACAGUUGGAGACAAACAAGGAGGACUACUUUCCGGUGGCUGUUUCCUUCGGCCCAUACCACCAUGGCGAACCGGAGCUCGCUUUUGUGGAGGCCUUCAAACCUAAGGCCGUUCAAUUAUUCAUUUCAGGCGCCCCACAAAGGUAUGAAUUCUACCACAGCAAAGUAGUUAAUAUCAUUGGUGACAUAAGAAACUGCUAUGAAGAAACCUCGGUGGCUAGCUACUCGGACGAUUGCCUAGCCGAGAUGAUGCUUCGCGACGCUUCCUUGAUGAUAAUUUACAUGGAAAUCUCUACAUUGGACGAGACACAGAAGAUAGAUGACGUGAUGUUGGACAAGCUUUGGGCGAUGAGGGACGAGCUUGGCAUGUUGAUCACACUGGCGAUUUUGUCUCGUGACUUACUUUUGCUUCAGAAUCAAAUCCCUAUGUUUGUCAUGGAGCUUUUGAUGGAUUUGAGAUAUGGUGCUGGAAAAUUCGAUUCCUUACUUAACAGAUACUUGUGUAUGGCGAUCUACGGAGAGUAUCGCGAAAAAAUAAUAUGUACGAAGCCUGUGCACCUCGUCGAAGCCAUCCAUACGCUGCUUGUCUCAGAGCCCGAGAAGACCAGCCACGGAUGCUGCAAAUGCGCAUUGCUUUGCUGCUUCAAGGUUUCAUGCAAAUUGCUCUGCUGCCCAAGAGUUAAGAAAAAUCUAGAAACUGGUGCUCCUCAAGAAACAAAUCCUGGUUUAAUGCACCAGCUUCUAAACUUUUGCACUUGCAAGAACAACAGAACAGCAAAGAAAGACAACAUCAAGAAAUUCGUCCAUUCGUUCCGUUCAGUGACCGAACUCAAGGCGAAGGGCAUCCACUUCAAGCCAAAUUCAACUCAAUCUCUGAUGGAUGUCAGCUUCGAAUCUGGCUUCUUCUAUGGCAGCCUUCAUCUGCCAGAGUGGGGAGUUUCCAAGAAAACAAGGGUCACCUUUAUGAACUUGAUUGCCUAUGAAUUCAGCCCUAAGAGCCCGGCAAGUGGCCAGGUGGCGGCAUACAUAAGUUUUAUGAAGUCGCUCAUUGAGAAGCCCGAAGACGUGAAGGAACUGCGAGAGAAGAAAAUCUUCUACAACAUGCUUGGAAGCGACGAAGAGGUUUUCAACAUCUACAAAGAUAUCAACACCUAUGGGGCCGAAAAUCCAAUGCAAUUCAGCAAAGUGCGGGACAAGAUCCAAGAACAUUAUAACAGCCGUGCAAAGACAUGGCUGGCUGAGAUCUUGCACACUAAUUUUCGAUCUCCAUGGACGGCUACAGCCUUUCUUGCUGCCCUCGCAGCUUUAGGAAUAUCUGCCGGUCAGCUCUACUUCACCAUGUAUCCUAAUUCCUAGUUGCAAGAUUGAAGAUUGAUUGAAAAUUAAUGAGGCCAAAAUACCGCCAUUUAUGAAU
Messenger RNA from Salvia hispanica, 1478 nucleotides. Its product is annotated as UPF0481 protein At3g47200-like. The record is from RefSeq and is a predicted model, not a curated record. NCBI's taxonomy places the organism in Eukaryota, Viridiplantae, Streptophyta, Magnoliopsida, Lamiales, Lamiaceae.